CCGAGAAGCGGAGACACCGCUAUGUAAAAUGGCGGCUUGAACGGCUCGUUUGAAACUACACGCCGCCGUUACCCGUGAAGCUCGUUUUCUACCGAUUCUGAGACGGUCUGUGUUUCCCGGAGCUCUCGAGGAGUCACUCGGAGGCAGAGGUUGGAAUUUACGGUCCAAAAAUCGGCUGGUCCUGAUCCGGUCCGGUUGUGUUGCAGGGCUGGUGGGAUGGCGAAGAGGAUCGCGGACAAAGAGCUGACGGACAGGAACUGGGAUCAGGAGGAGGAGGGAGAGGAGGCUGGAACGUUCUCACUAGCGAGUGAAGAUGUUCUGAAGAACCGGGCGAUAAAAAAGGCCAAACGCAGAAACACAGGAGCAGAGGGUGAGAGCGGAGCCGCGUUUAAAGGCUUUAAAGGUUUUUCUCUGGCUGCAUCGAGCGGAGGAUCUUCUCCCGCCUCCUUCUCAGGCUUCGGUAACGGAGGAGGAGGCUUCAAAGGCCUCGGAGGCAUCGCCAACGGCAACAGCAGCAGCAGCAGCAGCAGCAGCAGCAGCGCUCCUUCAUUCAGAGGCUUCGCUUCCCCCGGCAUGACCACGCCGACGGGUCUAACGUUCAACGGGCCUUCGUCAUCAUCCUCCUCCUCCAACACGGACGCCACCAAACAGACCAACGGCGCCUCCCUGAGCCUCAGCAGUACCAGUACUAGUACCAGUAGUAGUACUGGUAGUAGUAGUAGUAGUAGUAGUAGCAGCAGCAGCAGUAAUAAGGAGUACAGCCGGCAGCUGACGGCGCUGAACUGCUCGGUGAGGGACUGGAUCACCAAACACGUCAACGACAACCCUCUGUGCGACCUGAACCCCAUCUUCAGGGACUACGAGCGCCACCUGUCCAGCAUCGAGCAGCGCUACGGGGCCGCCGCCUCAGACGGAGGCUCGGACGACAAGAAGCCCACGGCCGCCCCCCCUCCUGCCCCGUCCUCCUCCUCCAGCUCCUCCUCAGCUCCUCCCGCCUCCUUCUCCUUCAGCAAGAAGCCCACAGACGACUCCGCCCCCGUCCCGCCCGCCGCCACCUUCAACUUCGGCCAGAAGGUGGACAGCUCGGUUCUGGGCUCCUUGGGGUCCAAGUCCACCCCCCCCAGCUUCUCCUUCUCCUCCUCCUCCUCCAGCCAGACCUCCUCCCUGUUCGGAGCUCCAGGUUCUGCUCCUGCGUUGUCCUUCGGUGGAACCAAAGCCCAGGACCCGAAGCCGGCAGAUGAGAACGGAGACGAGGAGUCGGAGGAGCCGCCCAAACCUGAAGUCAAGGAGGUGAAGGAGGACGACGCGUUCUACUCCAAGAAGUGUAAACUGUUCUAUAAGAAGGAGUCGGAGUUCAAAGAGAAAGGAGUUGGAACGCUGCACCUGAAAGAGACGAGCGACGGAAAGACUCAGCUGAUCAUCCGCGCCGACACCAACCUGGGGAACAUCCUGCUGAACGUCCUGGUGCCGUCCUCCAUGCCGUGCUCUCGGGUCGGGAAGAACAACGUGAUGGUCGUGUGCGUCCCGAACCCGCCCGUGGACGACAAGAACCCCAGCGCCCCCGUCCCCCUCCUGGUCCGGGUCAAGACGGCCGAGGACGCCGACGAGCUCCACCAGACGCUGGAGGACAAGAAGAAGAAAGGCUGAACCCCCUCAUCCCAUCGUCCUCGUCCCCUCGUCCUCGUCCUCACGUCGUCUCCACUCUGCUAGAAUCUGGUCGUCAUACUGUGAAAGAUUUUAAACAUUUACGUCUCCUCCGCCCCCCCACCAGCAGUCUGACGGUUUUAAUUUAAUCCUCCUCCUCCUCCUCACCCCCCAGCUCUGUUAUUAUUGUUUUUUUUUAAGGGGGGGUCAGAAACAGGGUCAGAUGAUUUGGUUUUACUGAGGAAACACUCGCGGUGGAUCUGGACCCUGUGAACGAAUCAAACGCACCCACUUCACUCUGUUGUCUUUUUCCAAGUGUCCUUUAGUGUGGCCCCCGGGUGGGUGGAGCCUCUGGGCGGGUGGGUGGAGCCUCUGGGUGGGGGGUGGAGCCUCUGGGCGGGUGGGUGGAGCCUCUGGGUGGGGGUGGGGGCAGCUGUCCCUGUCUCAAACAUUUGUAAAAGACGUUUAUUGGAGAAUAAAAGGAAAGAAACAACGAAACAAAAA
This is a messenger RNA of Mugil cephalus (flathead mullet), 2148 nucleotides long. It is a transcript of the gene nup50, whose product is annotated as nucleoporin 50. Bases 217 to 1647 code for a protein of 476 amino acids. The transcript is spliced from 8 exons. NCBI's taxonomy places the organism in Eukaryota, Metazoa, Chordata, Actinopteri, Mugiliformes, Mugilidae. The record is from RefSeq and is a predicted model, not a curated record. Gene Ontology annotation, biological process: protein import into nucleus. Gene Ontology annotation, cellular component: nuclear pore.